CGCCACUCGCGACAUCGCUACGUUUCACCUCGUUUGACAACACCGAGCUUUUUGUCGCGCGCGUGUGUAUCAGCUUUUAAUUAAAUCUUCAAGUUCAACAAGGGACGAAAAUGAUCAUCGUGAGCAGCGUGUUGCUCCUGCUGGCGGUCAUGUCCAGAGUGGGAUGCCAAAGGAACAUCCCCAGAAGCGCCAGGGCGAGUAGAAACGAGGCGGCCUUGGAGUUCGAGUGCCCCGAAGAGUUCGGUUACUACCCUCAUCCGCGUGAUUGCACUCAAUAUUAUGUCUGCGUAUUCGGAGGUGCUCUUCUCGAGUCUUGCACAGGAGGAUUGAUGUACAGUCAUGAGUUGCAGACGUGCGAUUGGCCACGUAAUGUGGGCUGUGCCGAAGGUGGAUCUCCCGGUAAGGAAAACGAAGAAGAUCCGCUGCUGGAAAGGUCAGCAAAGAUAGAGACCCUGCAAGAGCAACAGCAACGAUCGCAACCCAUACGUGAGCAACAGCAGCAGCAAUUGCAGCGCGAACAGCAUCAACUGCAACGAGAACAGCAACAGCAGCAGAGACGCGAGCAACAACAGCAACAACGUCCUAUUCAGAGACAACCGAUAGCGACGACUACUCAGAUUCCUGUGCCACAGAUUACGGAGAAACCUAUUCGACAGAGACAGCAGGCUAGAAAUUACCACGAAGACGAAUAUGAGCCUGCGACGGAAAUCGAAAGUGAUAGACAGCAACGUGUUUAUAGGGGUCAACCUUCUACCAUUGGUCAAGUGCAGCGGGACAGGGAUGGCCUCCGUAGAAACGUGAUUUCGGAGAGAGAGAAGGAGAGCUUGGUCAGCACGCGUGCCCAAACGGAAGCCCAUUACAGGACGCAAGUACCAUCCUCCGAGUCACCUCGAGUAGCCAAGAUCCUGGCAUCCACCGCCGCUCCGGUGAUCUCAAAGUCCUAUUACAACGAUCCCGACCAGAGUUACCCAUAUUACACGAUCUACGACGACGACGUGUCCAUUUACAAAGACGAUGAUUACAAUCAGUACACCGUGAACCAAUCAGUGCCCGUUCAAUCGAGCGUCAAGAUCAGCGACGUGAACACGAAGCAGUAUCAAAAGCCGAAGAAGGUCGCGGUGAACGAGGCGGAUAAGUACAAUCUGAAUCAGGACGUCACGGUGCAGGACUACGAUAUCUACGAGAAUCAGGCUCAGCUCAACAAGAACAAGUUCCGCAUUAACGAUGGACAGUCGUACAGACCGAACGUUCUCAGCCACCCUGUGGUCCACGUGACGACACCAAACGCCAUCGUGGACACGUUUAUACCGUUGACGACGACCACUCAGACUCCGAUCACCACCAGCAGGUCUUACACGGUCAAUGCACCCAGCCGAGGACGUCCGCAACAGAUUCACCGUGGCACUGCACCACCGCGGUCGAGGCCAACCUUGAAACCCUCCACCGAAAUUGUGUCGAAGGCUCAAGAGUUUGUGGACAUCUACAGGUUUCCGCCGACGAGGCCAGCACCGAUUUAUCCGACACCGCAGGUUGAUAAGCCGGCUGCCAAAUGUCGCAGGGACGUGUGCUUGCUUCCGGAUUGUAGCUGCGGUGGUUCAGACAUCCCAGGUGACUACCUCCCGGAGGAGAUACCGCAAAUCGUUCUCCUGACGUUCGACGAUUCCGUGAACGACCUGAACAAGGGUUUAUACGCUGAUCUAUUCGAGAAGGGACGAAAAAACCCCAACGGCUGUCCCAUAUCGGCUACCUUCUACGUCUCUCACGAGUGGACCGACUACAGCCAGGUCCAAAACCUAUAUGCCGCCGGGCACGAAAUUGCCUCCCACACGGUUUCGCACAGUUUCGGUGAGCAGUUCUCUCAGCGAAAAUGGGCGCGAGAAGUUGCCGGACAACGCGAAAUCCUCUCGGCCUAUGGAGGUGUGAAGCUGGAGGAUGUCAGAGGAAUGAGAGCUCCCUUCUUAUCGGUCGGAGGUAACAACAUGUUCAAAAUGCUGUGGGACACGAACUUCACGUAUGACUCCUCGAUGCCGAUCUACGAGAACCGACCACCCAGUUGGCCAUACACCCUGGACUACAAACUCUUCCACGACUGCAUGAUACCUCCGUGUCCAACCAGGUCUUAUCCUGGCUUGUGGGAGGUUCCUAUGGUGAUGUGGCAAGACUUGAACGGAGGUAGAUGUUCUAUGGGAGACGCGUGCAGCAACCCGCCGACCGCUGAUGGCGUUUAUAAGAUGCUGAUCAAGAACUUUGAGAGACAUUACACGACCAACAGAGCACCAUUUGGACUCUUCUAUCACGCUGCCUGGUUCACUCAACCUCACCACAAGGAGGGUUUCAUUUCGUUCCUAGACACUAUAGUCGCCAUGGACGACGUGUGGAUAGUUACGAAUUGGCAGGCCAUUCAGUGGGUCAGGAAUCCUACGCCGCUGCCUCUAAUGCACACCUUCGAACCCUUCGGGUGUAAUUAUCAGGACCGGCCAAAGAAAUGCAACAACGCGAAAGUCUGUAAUCUGUGGCACAAGAGCGGAGUGAGGUACAUGAAGACGUGUCAAACGUGUCCGGACAUCUAUCCUUGGACGGGCAAGACAGGAAUACGAAGCAGUCGCAUCGACAACGACGUCGACACGCACGAAUGAUCGAGAAACGUCGACGUUCCGUGCGAUCGAGGCCCACCCAGCCACAAAAGGAGACGAGACGUUUUCCGCGAGCGAUUCGAUUCAAAUCCCCGUCAUUAUUAGCCACGUCGAACGGAAUGUAACCAGGCCGAGUACGCCAACGAAAUCUAACACGAAAUCUUCCUUCCUUUUGAAAAGUAGAGUUGCGAAGGAACGAUCGCCACGUGGUGGGUCAUCGAGGUUGUUUAGCAUGAAACUGUCGCUGGAUCAGAUUAGACAAUUAUUGGCGUUGAGGUGAAAGAAGUUUCGCAUCUGCUGAUUGUAUAUUAUAUUAAUGUACGUCGGUCACGGAAUGAACGUGUCAGGAUUUUCAGAACUGUGUGACACGGAAAUGGUUCAAAUUCAAACAAGGACGAGCAUCGUUUCGUUCGAUCCUAGUGAACGUGAUGCGAGAAUAUAGAACGCGGAUUUUAUAUGAAAAAAAAACAAUGGUAAAUAAUAUAUUAAUCGCGAAACCGAGAUCGAUCGAUUCUUCGUAUUCAAGAUGGAGGAAUCGGUCCUUCCUUCUUUUACUUCCUUCGUUUAGCUCGAAACAUAUCCUUGGCGUACUCGGUCAAAUUCGAAGAUAGACGAAUUUAAUUAAGCAUAUGAGGUAUCAUUGUCGUGGGUGUGCAAAAGCAUAUCGUCGGUCGCGAGAUUUCCUUAGGUCGAUCUGGAGGUUCAGCAGAACGACAACGAACCGAAAGUAUCGAGUGUUUUAUUUAACGAGGCACUAUCGUGCACACGAGGGGAUCGUCGUGUAUACUUCUUAGAACGUGAAACUGUAAUACGCCUUUAAUCAAUAAAUAUUUCGCUACAAUUUCUAA
Megachile rotundata (alfalfa leafcutting bee) is the source of this 3481-nucleotide messenger RNA. It is a transcript of the gene Cda5, whose product is annotated as Chitin deacetylase-like 5. Gene Ontology annotation, molecular function: chitin binding; hydrolase activity, acting on carbon-nitrogen (but not peptide) bonds. The record is from RefSeq and is a predicted model, not a curated record. Gene Ontology annotation, cellular component: extracellular region. NCBI's taxonomy places the organism in Eukaryota, Metazoa, Arthropoda, Insecta, Hymenoptera, Megachilidae. Gene Ontology annotation, biological process: carbohydrate metabolic process.